This is a messenger RNA of Solanum dulcamara, 2564 nucleotides long. Its product is annotated as probable inactive receptor kinase At5g58300. Gene Ontology annotation, biological process: protein phosphorylation. The record is from RefSeq and is a predicted model, not a curated record. NCBI's taxonomy places the organism in Eukaryota, Viridiplantae, Streptophyta, Magnoliopsida, Solanales, Solanaceae. Bases 385 to 2259 code for a protein of 624 amino acids. Gene Ontology annotation, molecular function: protein kinase activity; ATP binding; protein binding. The transcript is spliced from 3 exons.
UCAUUACCAAAAUCCUGAAAAUCUGAAAUCCCUUUUACCUUUUCUCCACCUCUUACUCUUCACUUUGCACUAAACACUCUCAUUCUUCUUCUUCUUCCUCCUCCUCCUUUACACCAUUAACACAGAUCCAAAUCUCGUACUCCUUCAGCUCAAGCGAAUCGGGUCGGGUCGGGUCUUUUUUUCAGCUUUGAGAUAUGUGGAUGAGCAAAAUGUGGUUACAGCAACUGGAUGAAUUCGAUUUGAGGUUCAUGGAUACUGAUAAUUUGACCUCACAACCUCAGCAUUACUCCUAAAACUUGAAAGGCGUUUCUCGAUUUUUCAGUUUUUCGAGGACAACCACAAUACUGACAGCAUAGUGGCUUUCAAUCAGUUGAAGGUUUCCUCAUGAGAAUCUACUACACCAAUCAACUUCUACAUUCUCUUUUUGUUGUAGCAACUCUUCUUUCGCUAUGCCUUGGUGAUCUAAACUCGGACAAACAAGCCCUUCUUGACUUUGCUGCAGCAGUCCCACAUGGCCGGAAGAUCAACUGGAAUCCUGCCACCCCUAUCUGCUCAUCUUGGGUUGGCAUUACUUGUAGUAAUGAUGGGGCCCAUGUGGUGGCUGUACGACUUCCAGGAGUUGGACUCAUUGGUCUGCUUCCAAAUAAUACUUUUGGGAAGAUGGAUAACUUAAGGAUUAUCAGCCUUCGAUCCAAUCGUCUCAGUGGAAACCUUCCUUCUGCUAUCACUUCACUUCCUUCUCUCCAAUUCCUGUUCUUACAGCAAAAUAACUUAUCUGGACCUAUUCCUGCUUCUUUUUCAAAUAAACUGAAUGUUUUGGACCUAUCUCAUAAUUUCUUCACUGGUAAGAUUCCUGAAACUAUUCAGAAUUUGUCUCAGCUAACUGGUUUAAGCCUCCAGAAUAACUUGCUUUCUGGACCCAUACCCAAUAUUACUCUUCCAAGGCUUAGACAUAUAAAUUUAAGCCACAACAAUCUUAAUGGUUCUAUUCCAUUAUCCCUCCAAAAGUUUCCAAAUUCCUCCUUUGCAGGGAACUCACUCUUGUGUGGACUACCCUUAAAUCCUUGUUCGCCUGUUCUACCACCUUCCCCUUCCCCACCAGCACCUUCCCCAAACACCGAAGAAAAAAGCUCAAAAAAGAAACUUAAACUAGGAGUUAUUCUUGCUAUUGCUGCUGGAGGGGUUGUGCUGGUCUUGCUGCUAGUUGUGAUCAUGAUUUUGUGCUGCCUGAAAAGGAAAAGGGGUGAUGGCAGAGGUGUGCUGAAAGGGAAAUCUUCGGGUGGAGGAAGGAGUGAAAAGCCGAGGGAAGAGUUCGGUAGUGGGGUGCAAGAACCAGACAAAAAUAAGCUGGUUUUCUUUGAAGGCAGCUCUUACAAUUUUGAUCUCGAGGACCUAUUGAGGGCCUCAGCUGAAGUGCUAGGAAAGGGGAGUUUUGGAACUGCUUAUAAGGCUAUUUUGGAGGAGUCAUCUACAGUGGUGGUUAAAAGACUAAAAGAAGUCAUUGUGGGGAAGAAGGACUUUGAACAGCAGAUGGAGAUUAUUGGUAGAGUUGGACAACAUCCAAAUGUGGUUCCUUUACGUGCAUACUAUUACUCCAAGGAUGAGAAGCUACUGGUGUAUGGUUAUUUCUCAAUGGGCAACUUGUCAAUGCUCUUGCAUGGAAACAGGACUCCUGGAAGAACUCCACUGGACUGGGAGUCGAGAGUUAAAAUAUCUCUUGCAGCAGCAAAGGGGAUUGCCCACAUCCAUUCAAUGGGUGGUCCAAAGUUUACUCAUGGAAAUAUAAAGUCCUCGAACGUCCUACUCAAGCAAGAUCUGGACGCUUGUAUCUCAGAUUUCGGUUUAGUCCCUAUAAUGAACUUCCCUGCAGCCCCACAUCGUUAUCCAGGGUACCGGGCUCCUGAGGUGAUAGAAACCCGAAAGCAUAGUCAUAAAUCAGAUGUCUACAGCUUCGGUGUCUUACUACUCGAGAUGCUUACUGGAAAGCAACCAAUGCAAUCACCAGGGCGUGAUGACAUGGUUGACCUUCCUAGGUGGGUCCAAUCUGUUGUCAGGGAGGAAUGGACAUCAGAGGUUUUUGACGUAGAUUUGAUGAGAUUUCAAAACAUUGAAGAAGAGAUGGUACAGAUGCUGCAAAUUGCUAUGGCAUGUGUUGUAAGGGUUGCGGACAUGCGACCCAACAUGGAGGAAGUUGUUAGAAUGAUUGAAGAAGUUAGGCAAUCAAACUCUGAAAAUAGGCAUUCUUCAGAAAGAGAAUAGAUCCUAUUAUUCAAAUGUGCAUACCCCUUGAUUCCUUGGAUUUCUGACUUACAAUUUGUAAGUGCUGAGAAGUGCAUUCCAUUCGAUUCGAUUUGAUUACCCAGUGCAACAACAUACAUGUUUUCUUUCCCUAAAUUUUCCCAUUCAAUCCUAUUGACAAGUGUAUCUAAUGAAAGUGUGGAUUUGUUUUCCUUAGGAUAUAUAGUAAGACAAGUUGAUCUUCCUUUUUCUUUUGGUUUUAAGAACUCGUCAUUUGUUGUAAGAUUUAGAAGGUGUUUGGAUUUUAAACAGUUUUUGGCUUUUAA